CGGAGAAAGUAUCUCACGGGCCCCAAGGGGAUCCAAUCGCCCUGGAUGUUCUCCGCGAAAAAUGGUUAUGGGCACCUCGUUGUGAACUCACGCCAAUUUCUGCACAGAGAUGCCCUAUGAUUCUCUGUUUCCUUUUAUCGACACCUGUUACUUCACCCUCUUUCUCUUGAAACAUGGUGGAGGUCCUCGGCACACUCCAUGCUCGUCCGCCAACUCCACCGAGGACAGUAUCUCAUGUCUUGACUCCUCACAGUGAGAGAGAUCGGGUGCAAGGACAGCAGGCUCUCCUUGAAACCCCCGGUGAUUCCCCCGCUUCAGCAAAUGGAUCAACAUUGCGUUCCUCGAGUAGACACUCCAAAAGAGUGAAUUUCUCUCCGUGGACGAACUACAUCAAACCUCCGAGCUUCGACUCUUCAACCUCGAAAUCUGCGGCGGAACUCAAGGCCUUACGACCUUCAAAUGAACUCAAGCCAUCGAAAUCGAUCCUCAAGAUGACCAAUGCCAAUGUUCCCGUUGACCCCUCAAAUACCACACCUCAGACGGCGGAAUCUCUCGCGAUGUUGGUGGAAUCUGUUACCCAGCAGCUAGCUGGCGAGUCUCUUAGUUCAAGGUUAGAUGCAUACACGCAUCUUUUGGGAGCGUUAAAGGCAUAUGAAGGGGUUCCAGGAGAACAAGAAUUGGCCGGCAAGCUGGGUCUCAUUACGCAGUUUAUACAGCGGGAUAUUUGCAGAGACCUUGGGGAGGCUGGACCGUUGGACAUCAAUCUCACCAUUCAUGCUCUCAAGCUGUGCAUCACUCUCAUAUGGAACCCAAGCCUAAUGGCCCAGCUAUCGGACGACUUUAAAACUUUUAUUGUCGACCAUUCAGUCACCUGUCUACAAGAGGCCAAGCUGCCGAAAUCGGUCUUGACUCAUUAUAUGCUUGUGCUUUCAACGCAACAUUUCCAUCCGAAGGUGAUGACCAAUGCUAGGUUAAACCGAAUUCUCCUCGUUCUCCAGGAUGUCACAGAGCGUGUCAAGGGAAAUGCGGUCGUCUCUCAGAGAUUGAGUAUUUAUCAACGCCUGCUCAACCAAUCAAAGUCAGCUAUGGCAUCUCACUCAGCAUUGUGGGUUGAACAUCUGGUCUCAGGGUUGCUUCAUCAUAUCAAAGAUACCAGGUCAAAGGCCAUUUCGUUAGGGUUGCAGACAUCUGUUUCAUUAGGGCCCAACUCUACUAUAUCAAACACUCUUAGCGACAUUUUCGAUCGACCGCUCGAGAAAGGCGGAAGACUAGUAUCAGAAAUAUGUGAACGAAUGUCACGAAUGAUGUCUACGCUCGAUAGUGGUGUACAUGUACCACAAGUCUGGAGCAUUAUCAUCCUGCUUUUGCGAAGCAAGAGAUUCAGUGUUGAUCAAUGGGAGCACUUCAAGGAGUGGGUACUAGUCCUGCAGAAGUGCUUUAACUGCAGUGAGCCGGCCAUAAAAGCACAGGCCAUUCUGGCAUGGAAUAGAUUCGUCUAUGUGAUCAAUCCGGACGAGUCCACGAGUUUGUCCCUUAUAAGAAUGCUCAGCAAACCCAUCUUAUCUCAAUUCGAGCGACGGAAACACGAUAAACUGGGAUCCCAGGCCGGUCAACUAGCGUUGUCAAGUUACUACAACCUGCUUUAUUAUGCUUUUAGACCCUCAGUGUCCUUCCGCCAUCUGGACGUUGUCUGGGAGGAAUACAUUGUGCAGCCUCUGAAUAACAUCUUCUCCACGAAUCCGCGUCUGUCUGACAGACUAUGCCAGGUUUUAUCCUCCUUACUGUGGAGCCCGCAGGCAAAAGUCUGGUCUGAAGACAAGGUGAACCAAGUCGCAAAGCUUGAUCCAGAAGAGCUGCCUUCAUUAGAUUCCAAGUGGGUUCGAUCUCGAGUCUCUUCGGUUCUGAAGGUAUUCGAAAUACUUUUCAGAGUGGCUAUCUGGAAAGAUGGUAGUCUUUCUAAUAUCGGAGCUGCUUGGAUGAAUCUAUCCAAGGCCUUGUCUAACGCUUCAAGCAAGGAGGUGAAGACUUCUGCGGAGACAAUGCAAGCUGUUGCGAAUAUUCUCAGCCUAUUCCAACUUGUCUGGCAAGCUGGCCCUCGUUCUCUCAAUGCCAACGACAGUCGCAACGCAGACGCCUUUUUCGGUCGAUUCCGGUCCCUGUCUACCACGAUCAUAUUGUCCAUCGGCACCAUCCCAUUUACCGAGAAACUACUGCUGAAGACUCCGCAGGAAACUUACCAGACUGCUAGUACGCCUAUGCACCGUCGGCCACGCAAUGACACCAGCAUUGACACGCCUAUCCUACACUUCCUCCGACUGAUCGGCUCUCCCGCUCCUGGUUUAGAACCCAGUGCCUCGUACCUUCGUCUGAUCGAGAGCACCCUUGAGGCAUCCUUGGAUGGAAGAAUUUCAAGGGCAUCUCGUCUGGAUCUCCUUCGACAAUGUACAGCUCUGUACCCUUCUGCGUCGGAUUCUCAACCCACCAUCCCCCAUACUGCACGGUUCAUCUGGGAGACUAUUGCCAAACUUACUGAAACUUCCCUUACCGCUUUUCCAGAUGGAUCCGCUAGAGACAGGGAUGGUUCUGUAUCUCACGAUCGUGAUAAUGUAAUUGAGAUACUCAUCUCUGGGCUGCAAUUCCCCGACAGUAUUUCAGCCUGGGGUCAACUCCUCGAUGCCUUUGUUCGUGUCCUAGGAACAGAAUUGGGAGAUCGUGCCAUUCCCCCCAUUAUUAUUGAUCCACUGGCGGAAAAGAUGCAGCAUCUGCAGGCUAGCCAGGUUUAUUCCGCAUCUGGCAGACUUCUGGAUCAUACAUUGUCGUUAUAUUGUCAGUCCCCCGAUGCGUUUCCUGCAGUGCCAACUGAGAUUGGGAACAGUCCGGCCUUGCAGAACUCUACGAGUCGAGCUAUCGCCCCUGAUAAGCUUGUUCAACUAGUUGACAAGCUUGUCCGGGCAUCUUACAUAACAACUGAGCAGGAAGAGAUUGCGCAUAUCGCACGGUUCAUGGAGUCGUUAAUUACGUUCCUCGAAAGCGGCAUCCUGACUUGCCGCUCCGCUGCUUUGGAGGCUCUCCAGGAACCAUUGGCAUUGUGGAUAAAGGAUGAACAGGAGCGAUUCAGUAGUGACCGCUUCCUGGCCAGCAGCCUCGCAGCAGCUUACCGUACACUCUCUUCCACCGUUCCAAACAUUCUGCGAACAUGUGUGACCCACGACACAUAUGCCUUGCGCAAAUUCAGUACCAUCAUCUCUUCUGGGCUUGAUUCAUCGCAUAAGUCCACAAAGAACAGGUUUAUACAAUUAUGGAACGCUACUUUCGGCCUACAAGAGUCCCUGGAAUAUCCAGAUUCCGUGCUAAGUGCGUUGAGAAAAUUAGAGUCUCAGAUCGACUUGCAUCUUCCCUGCCUACCCACAUCUGUCGACCACGAGAUCGCUCCACACCCGGUUGUGUCAAAAGAUGAUGCUGCCACCACAGAUCCCCUUCCGAAGAUGGACGGGAUGGAUGGAAGCAAGUCAUUAGAGAAUUCGUUGAAGAACAACGACCGAAGAACCUGUUUUAGUUCUUCUCCGAUUGUCAUCAUAGACGGUCCUCCUGAGUUACCGAACGAUGCUGACAACCUUACCCCGAAGAAAGGGACAGAAGACGAUGACUCUCGAGCGCAGUUCAUUCCUGUCGAUUCAUCGCCUGCUCAGCCAACAGAACCCCAAUCACAAUCUCUUACUGAUGACCAGCGAGAGCUCGCCCAAAACAAUUUGCAUGACCCUGACUUACCGGAAGGUUUCAGAUACGCUCGUAUCAAUGAAGUCAGCAAAUUUGGUCUUGAUACUCCUACACAUCUUCGGCACUUAAGUGAUGCAGAACUGGUGGCCAGAAUACAAUUAACCCCGCCACUUCCAGCUGUUGCUGAAAGUGAUGAUGUUUUCCCAGGGUCAUCUCCUACACCCGGGUCCAAGAGUCAAUCGCAGUUCGAUAGGGUUAAUAACCGUUCUGCAGCAUUCCAAAAUCUUGAUGCCUACUCGGAUCCCCCAUCUUCUCCUCCGGAAAUGGACUCCUCAAGGGAGAGCCCAAAGGGGCUGGGCCUUUCAACAGAAAUUUGCCCUCAUGAUAUUACCACCGAUACGCCCGGGGAGCUGAUCGAGGACGUAAAUCAAGCUGUUGCGGUGCCAGAGAAUGCAGAUAAUGCUGCUGGAGCCUCAGAACAGCAACCAUUGAGUGUUCCUAAUGCCGCCCAAGCCAAUAUGCAAGGCACUGAAUUAUCGGACGAGAAGACGGUGUCUCAUGAACAAACUUCGUCUUUCACCCCCACUCGUCCUAGCAAGAGAAAGUCCCGAUCAAAACGGAACAGAUCCAAGUCAGGGACACCGAAGGACCGUUCGCUAGAACGUCAGAAGCUGACACAGAGAAACGACUCAGUUACGGGCACACCUACAGAAUUCAUUCCAGACUCUUUCAGUGAUGAUUUGGAAUUUCAGGUUGCCUCCCAGCUUGAACAAGACCUAGAACUUGCUGUGGAUCUAGACGACGUGGGCAAGGAACAACAAGCCGAGGGUAUCUCCGAGAGCUUUCCAGUCACGAGGAAGAGGAAGAGAGAAAUGGCUGAGUCCGUCACCCCGUCUGACAGAUCGAAGCGUCGAUCUUCCAUCAGUUCCUCCAUGGUCACAAGAGCGGCUGCACAAGUCGAAUCUCUGACGCCGCAAACUUCCAAAAAGCGAAAAUCUACGUCUCACAGCCAAACGCAAGAGACACCCAGCAAAGAAAAACGCCCAUCCUCAUCCAAGAAACGUAAGGGCGAGUCGAGGGAUACUAAAGCCGCGACCACCUCCGACGAGGCUGGGGAAGUCAGACCCGACGCACCGGUCCAGUCCUCGCCCAUUUGCCCGAGUUCUUCCAAUAAAUCACCCAAAAAGAAGAGAAAAUCGAGGCGUCUCAGUGGAAUUGCAGCAUCACCUCUUCUGGCUGGCGGGGAGACACCGAAGAAGAAAUCCUCUAAACAUUCACGUGCUCAUGCGACAGAAGUUUCAGAUCACCAGACAUCGUCAGGCGCGGCCGAACGGUCGCAGCUUGAGAGCGUGCCUGAAAUAACGCAUGUCCCUCAAGAAAAGGGUGCUAAGGCGAUUCGAAAUUCUUUAGAACAGGAAGUGCUGGUGGAAGAUGAGGAGCCUGAGGAUUCUCGAACGGAUGACCUUGACAGAACUGGGGAAGCCAAGGUGCAUAAUGAAGAGAACAGUGAUGUUCAACCAUGCGGGCAGGUAGAAGAGGUGGAAGCCGACACAGCGCAGCCGGGGUUGCCCAUGGCGGUAGAUGCGCAGUAUGUCUGUGGUGAAGCCCAGACCGACACCCCAGCCUACCAAGACGAGACGAGUGCGGAUGGUAUUCUGAACUCCCUUCGGCGCAUCUUGGGAAAUAUCAAAUCAACCACAUUCAGCCGAGAGGCUCUUAGAGAGAUGGAUGAUGUCAUGUUUGAUAUCCGGGUGGAAACGCACGAGGCAGCAAGGAGGCACGUUGGAUAAGGAACAAGGUUAUUUUCUGCAUAGCGAUGGCGCAAUGGGAAAAGGGCAUGUAUUAUGUGACUGGUAGCGCAUAUCAAAUGCGUCAGCGAGCAUAGCCGUAUCCUUUAUGUAGUUUUUUUUGGUUGUGGAUCUGAUUCCCUGCAUGUUUUAUGUGGAUAAUAGCGCACUAUUUGACCAGGAUAGAAACGACCAUUAUUGUUCGUUAUACGGCAGUAGUGGGUAGAAUAUCAGCCGGUUCCGCUACUGAGCAUGGGCGUGUAUAUCAGACAAAGAU
Messenger RNA from Paecilomyces variotii, 5781 nucleotides. Its product is annotated as Rap1-interacting factor 1 N terminal-domain-containing protein. The coding region runs from base 174 to 5507 and encodes 1777 amino acids. Gene Ontology annotation, cellular component: nucleus. Gene Ontology annotation, biological process: telomere maintenance. The transcript has 3 exons. The record is from RefSeq and is a predicted model, not a curated record. Lineage: Eukaryota; Fungi; Ascomycota; Eurotiomycetes; Eurotiales; Thermoascaceae.